CAAACACACAAAGCAACAGCUGCAAACAGCAAAAGAAACACAACGGAGAUUUAUUCAGACGCCUUUGAUCUUCAGAUAAGAAACAGGCAAGUUACCAAGAGUGAUAUUUAUUGAGACGUCCUUGAUUUUAGCUGGGAAACAGGCAAGUUUUACAAAGAGAAUGAUCAAAGGAAUCGUUGGAAAUCAGCAAUUGGGGUUACCUGCAGGAUUUCGAUUUCACCCUACUGAUGAAGAGUUGGUGCAGCAUUAUUUGUGCAGGAAAUGUGCAGGACAGAGUAUUUCUGUUUCGAUUAUAGCUGAAAUUGAUCUUUACAAGUUUGAUCCUUGGCAGUUGCCUGAAAAGGCAUUAUACGGUGAAAAAGAGUGGUAUUUUUUCUCCCAAGAUAGAAAAUACCCGAACGGUUCAAGGCCGAACCGGGCAGCAGGAACCGGUUAUUGGAAAGCGACCGGAGCAGAUAAACCGGUGGGAAAACCGAAAACAUUAGGGAUAAAAAAGGCACUUGUAUUUUAUGCUGGAAAAGCACCAAGAGGUAUAAAGACUAAUUGGAUUAUGCAUGAGUAUCGACUUGCUAAUGUGGACAGAUCUGCUGGAAAGAGUAAUAACUUGAGGCUUGAUGAUUGGGUAUUGUGUCGAAUAUACAACAAGAAGCACACGAGAAGUAUUACAAUGUGGACAACAAGGAGUGAGAGUUUUGGGGAAUUUGAGGAUGAAAUAAAACCAAAAAUAUUUCCAACACAACUAGCACCGGCUCCGGGGCAGUGGCCCCCACGACCCCAAUCAACCCCCGCAAGCGACUACUUCAACUUUGAAACAUCCGAGUCGAUGACUACUACUAGGAUGCACACGACAAACUCGAGCUCUGGCUCAGAGCAUGUCUUGUCGUCAUGUGACAAGGAGGUUCAGAGUGCACCUAAAUGGGACGACCUUGGAACCGCCGCCCUUGAUUUCCAGAUAAAUUAUUUGGAUGGUUUGCUGAACGACCCUUUUGAAAUCCAAAUGCAGCAGCAAAAUUGCAACAUUGACCAGUUCAACACUUUCCAGGACAUGUUCCUAUACAUGCAAAAACCUUAGUAGAAUUGUAUAAAUCAUGUGAUUCAAAUUGAUUUUGAUCCAUGACAUUUUGUUGGUUCUUUGGUGGUGUAGGUCAACUUUUUAUUGAUUAGAUUAGAAAAGUAGAAAUGCUAUUCAAAUUUGGUGGGCUAUAGCUCAAAUGAGCCUUCGCUAGAUAGCCAAAGGAUUAUGUAGAAGGCUUAUUGUAAGGUACAGGUAAAACAAAUGAAAAUUUGUUAAUAUCAAUUUAUCAUUCUUCAA
Molecule: messenger RNA, 1312 nt
Organism: Capsicum annuum
Lineage: Eukaryota; Viridiplantae; Streptophyta; Magnoliopsida; Solanales; Solanaceae
Product: protein ATAF2-like
Biological process (GO): regulation of DNA-templated transcription
Molecular function (GO): DNA binding
Source: RefSeq, marked provisional